AUGGCUCACUUCAAAACAGGACACAGCUCUGUACAAGAUGAGCAACCCAAGGCCCCCAAGCUGCCACUGAUUAAGCCCAAGCCUGAUGAAAGAUGGAGAGGCAGUGAGUCUCCUGAAUCUUCCAGGCCCACUCCUCCCAGAACCCCAGUGAUGAAAACUCCAUUACAACAAACUUUUUCCAACAACGUGUGCUCUGCCUCGGUGAAGCCAGCAUGGAAAACCAGUGGGGUGGGAUCGAUCACUACAGCCCCUAAACCUCCUGAUGUCCCUAAACCAAAGAUCUCCUCUGUCUCCUCUCUGAAGUCCCAGUUUUCCCAGUCCCAGGAACACCAUGCACUAUCCAUGCCCAGACCGUUCCAGAGCACCAACAUCAAUCCUCCCCAAUCUCUGGCUAAACAAAACACUUUUCCCAAACAGGAGAGCGCUGGCAUUGUGAAAGACGGUCUCCAAACUUCAAACACCAUCAGCUCUGUGUUUCCCAAACCCUCAUUAAUGCUGAAACCCAUCUCUAUUGGUCAAUUUCAAACCCAGCAACACCCUCAAAAGGAGGGCAGCGAUCCCUCUGUUCCGAGGAAGAAGAUCCUUCCUAAUUUGUAUACCCUGGGAAAUCCUUCUCUGAAGCCUAAGAGGCCACCUAAUGUUGACUUACAAAGAUUCAGAGGGAGUGGAUCAUCUUUGAAUGAUGAUCCAGGGAUAAACAUACCCCUUUCUCUUGCUACUUCACCUACGGCUCAAACUGACUUUAACUACACAAAUGAUAUGAGCCAGCAGCUGGACCAGGAGGAGAGCUAUGAUGACGUUGGGGUCAUGAGCCCACAGCCAGUUCCUCCCCUUGAAGGACAUCACGCAAGGAAGAUGGAGACUGAAACUGAUGAGGAGGAAAUGUAUGAAGACCUUGAUGAGAGAUGGAUAGAGAAGGAGGAGAAAGCUAAAAAAUCACAAGAUAAGGAGGCUGGAAAAGAGAAGACAAAGCAUAGCAAAGACACAGCGGAGAAACAGGCAUGUAAGAAAGGGGAGAAGAAAAAACAACAGGAGGAAAAGAGAUUCCAGAAAGCCAAAGAGAAGAGAGAAAAGGAAGCAAAAAAGAAGUUCAAGCUUAAAGGGCCAGUCCACGUAAUCCAGCAGGGGGCGGCACGGCAAGACUGUAGAGGAGGGAAAACAGAGCUGCCGCUGAGGGAGGGAGAGGUCAUAGAUAUCAUCCGCAUCACAGACAACCCAAAAGGCCUCUGGCUGGCCAGGAACAUCGACGGCUACUAUGGCUACGUGAAGCCAGACUCUGUCAACAUAGACUAUGAUCGUCUGAAACAGGCAAAAACAGGGCCUGUGUCCAACUGGUCUGAGGCAGAGCCAGAGGUUUAUGAUGAUGUUGGAGCUCCAGCUGAUGCCUGCAGUGAGCUCAAAGACCAAAAAGUUGGGGAUGGUGAUAUUUAUGAUGAAGUGGAAAGUCCCGACCAAGACGACAGAUUUCCGCCACCUCCUCCACCAAUCACAUAUGGGGAUGAGAUUUAUGAUGAUGUUGAUUCCCAGGACUUCCCCCCUCCCCCGCCCCCGGACAGUCUCUCACAGCUUAUUCCACAAGGACAGCAGGACGUGUUGGAUCCAAAGAAGCAGAAGAUGUUCGCAAAGGAAGAAAUGAAAUUCAGGAAGAAGUUUAAAUUUGAAGGAGAAAUUCAGGUGCUGCAUGAUGUUACUGUAGCAGCCACUUUGACCACUAAGAAGUGGGGGAGCAAAGACCUGCACCUGAGGCCGGGAGAGGUGAUCAAUGUCAUUGUCAAACCUGCUGAUGGAAAACUGAUCGGCAGGAAUGCAGAAGGCAAAUAUGGUUAUGUGGACAUGGCCAAUAUUGCACAGGAUACCAGUGAUAUUUAUGAUGACAUUGGAGAAGAUUGUAUCUACGACAAUGACUGAUAUGAAGUGGGCUGCUCUGAUUUUAGCAUCCGCUUGAGAAUAUAACCAAGACUAUGGCACUGAUCACUGGACAAUUAUAAUGUUAUACUGUACUGAUGUUUUGUUUGCUGUUGACUCUGACAG
Messenger RNA from Myripristis murdjan (pinecone soldierfish), 2031 nucleotides. RefSeq names its product FYN-binding protein 1-like. Gene Ontology annotation, cellular component: plasma membrane. NCBI's taxonomy places the organism in Eukaryota, Metazoa, Chordata, Actinopteri, Holocentriformes, Holocentridae. The transcript is spliced from 18 exons. Gene Ontology annotation, molecular function: protein binding. Gene Ontology annotation, biological process: integrin-mediated signaling pathway; protein localization to plasma membrane; T cell receptor signaling pathway. The record is from RefSeq and is a predicted model, not a curated record. The coding region runs from base 1 to 1908 and encodes 635 amino acids.